CGCUGUUCCAGGCCAAUUCAAAAGGACCAAAGCAGCUGACAUCAAGUGGCUGAAGCAAGUGGCUGCAGUGUGGGGGAGUACAAACAAAAUGAUGUUUUCAGACUUGGCCCACUCGAUCAAACUCAAAGACACAUGGCUUUUAUGUCCAUCAUAUAAUACCAGUACAUGUUCAUUGUUAUGUCUAGGAGACAGAUGAACAUGGCUGAUGAUGUUGAAGUCAUGUCUAGUGAGGAAGAGGAAGCUAUGGAAAGCCACAGUGACAUGGAGGUAGUUUCUGCAAGCAGUGCAAUUUCUUCAACAGAUACUGUCAUUGAUGUUGUCUCAACAGGUGACGGGUGUCCAGAUAUAGUGAGUAGUGUGGGUGCAGAGGCGAGAUGCAGUGACAUACAGCUAGAAGUUCAACAAUGUGCAAAUAGCAGUACUAGUCAGGACGUCCAGCAGUGUAAUGACUGUAGCAGUUCUAGUGUACAACAAACACCGCAAAAUCUUUCUGUUGCAAAGUCUGCUUCUUCACAGAACGUCUGUGAUGGAAAUGUUAUAGACGCUUCGUCUUCUGAAAUCAACACCAUUAAUGAGACUAAUGGUGUCUAUCAUUCAGACAACGAAAGUGAAAUUAUUGUUGAUGACAGUCCUUUGCCAGGAGAUAACACUACAGAAAGGGUGGGGUCCUCAAGUCGGAGUUUGAACGAAGAUCAGGAUAAUCAGAUCUGUGACAACGGAGGGGAGAUCAGUGUUCGUUAUUUAGGACGCUCAAGGUCUGUGACUCCCAGUCCUUCUUAUGUAAGACUGGCAACACCUAGCACACCAGGGACUCCGAGACUAAGAUCAGGAUCAGUAAGUGGAACAACUUACGCUCCUUUAUCACCAAAGCCAUCACCAUCCGCAAGAGCGACUCCUGGUGAGCGGCAGAGAGCAGGUAGUAUGGGGGAGAUAGAAAUGAGAGACAAACUGAUAGGUCGUGAGUUCAAGCACGGAAUCAGGAUUAUAGAUAACCUUGAUAUUCUUCAGUUACCUAGACCGCGGAAUCCAGGCGGCAUAUUACCAUUGAAUGGACAUAAUCACUUCAGUGGUUCAAAUGAAGCUUUAAAUUUAACAGUAGAAGAUAGGCAGCAGACUAAACUUAGUGCAGGAAGUUCUCAGUCAGUUUCAAGUACAUUUUCACCAAUCGUGCCAUCAGAUAUCAUUUCAACUUCAGCUUCAAAGCAACCUAACACCAGUUACCUGAUCAGUAACAUCAUUAGAACAACACCAAAUAGAUUGAGGACAUCUAACAAUGCUACAUCAUCAUUUGGAAGUCUUGCUGGUAGAAGUAGGGGUUGUGCCAUCAAUGAGUUGAUCGAAAGACCGCUACCAAGUAGCAUUGUAGACAGUGAGGGGGUUGCUAAGAAGAUAGCCAGGCUUGACAGUGAAGGUUUCAUGUGCUCAAGUACUGGGGAUAGUUUGUGGAGUAAUACAGGUAAUGCAGACUCAGGCAAUGAUCAUUUGAGUAGGGUACGGGUGAUAUCAGACAAGACACCACCGGAGCGGCCUAAACCACCUCGCAGAACAGUUCUCUCCCCUGCUGAUAAUGGCAGUAUAGACAUGACACAUGAUAGAUCAUUUGUCUCGUCAAGUGUUAGAAGAAGACUUAGCCCAGGGCUUUUACAUCCACCCAUUCACAGAAAUAACACACCUCCCAAUGGUCAUGGCAAUGGAAGCAUGUACCCAUCAUCUCCCGACUCCGAGAUCUGUCAGUUACCCCAUCACUACAAGUGUAGAAUGUGUAACUAUUCAUCCAGUAGUUACAAUUUACUUCAGUUACACUCAACAAAGCAUGGAGGGAAUGGUAAAACAUUUCGUUGCUCAUUAUGUGACUACACUACCCAUGAAAAAUCCAACUUUAGACGACAUCGGAGACUUCAUCAUAAAACAUCCCCUGUGAAUGUACUGAAAUGUGUAAAAUGUGCAUAUGUAACAUCACUUUCUCGUAAAUUAAGAGAUCAUUACCAGCAGGCACACCCAGAUAUGCCAGAUCUAGCACAGUCAGCUGUUAUACCGGGAUUGUCCAGAAAUGUUGUGUCACCACAGAGGUACAUCGGAACUAAUGGAUUUCAACCGGAAAACACAAGUAGCUAUACCGGACAUAUUUAUGACAAUCCACUGAUGGUGAACAGAAGUAACAGACUCGGUUUUCCGUAUUCUGUGACUGGAAGACAACCACCAAUAAAUUUCCCUCUAAACCAGUAUGGUGUGCCAUAUGGAAAUUACAGAGAUCGUCACGGCGAAAAUCUUGCAUCAAAUUAUUUACGUUCAAUUGUUUCAUCUAUAAUGAAUUCUGAAUCAUCAAGACAGGCAGCAACGAGUACUGUUACAUCAUCAAAUUAUUACAUGCAGCCAGGUUUAGACAAUAGUCACCCGAUACAAAAUGUUCAUACGUGUAACAACCAUGGUUCAUGUCCGCAUGCUAAUUGUAAUGGUUUGCAUCAUGAAGUUAAAAUCAAAGUAGAGGCGGACGUUGACAAUGGUUGCGACAUCUCGAGUUCUGCUCAGUCAAGGAGUUUAGCAAUGCCAGACAUUACCAGAAAUUUGACAGAUAAUCAUUCGCAUACACUUUCAGAAGCAGUUCACUCAAAUAUUAAUACAAUCACUAAUGGGAUAACAGGUUCAUCUUUACAUUUACAGCCAAUAACUCGUCAUCGUAAUGAAGAAGGUAUUUUAUCAGGGAAUCACAACAACGAUAUUCCCACAGAUCUCACUAGUCCGCGUAAAACUCGUAUCAUUUCUGAUAGAGCAAGUACAUCAGGAACUGUAGCUCAUGUAAACGUUGAUCUUGAAAACGGAAAUGAUAUUAAUCAUGACAACAGCGUAUUGUCUCCACCUCCUAGUGACACAAUCAUUAAAUCAGAUAACACGACUCGCGGCAUUCAGUGUGUAUUACCAGUUGUUAAAACUGAGAUUGAUCUCGAUGGAGAUUAUUAUGAUUUCUGUGGACGGCCUCGUUUUCGGGGCAUAGAUCGGGCUGUGCAAUGUAAUAUGAGCAAUUCAAACACAUCUACAACAAGUUCACGAUCUCAGUGUCAGACUUCAAGGUCAGCAUUCAGAUCUCAGUCAGUAAGCGAAUCAGAUGCAAGUGAGCAUCAUAGUUCCGUUUGUGGCGAAUCGCGGUGUGAAUAUUGUGGAAUAAGUUUUGAUGAUGAAGUUUUGUUCUCAAUUCACAUCGGGUGUCACAGCCAUACAGAUCCAUUUAAGUGUAAUGUUUGUGGGAAACAGUGUGGUAAUAAAUAUGGCUUUUACUCACAUAUAAUGAGAGGUCAUCAGUUAUGAAUUUUUUUAUCAUGAUAAUAUUUGUUAUAGUUCUUUGUUGACAGUUUAAAUGAAAAUAUUUACCAUGUUAAUUGGAGAGUAUGUUAAUUGAUGCCAUUGGUUAUUAUCAAAACAAUCACUGUAUUUUAUUUCAAGUUUCGAAUUCAUGUUUACUGUUGUUGUUUUUUUAUCUUUUGAAGACUGUUAAGUAUUUUCAAUCUUGGCAAAGUAGCCAGAUAUUGUAAAAUUUAUUGCAUUUUAACGCAAUAAUAAUAUUAGAUUUCAAUACUAAAUAUUUUGAGAGUUGAUUUACGUUAACAUUUAUUUCACAAUGUUCCAAGAUCUGAUUGUUAUAUCAUCAGCUAGGUUCAAGUAACUUUUCUCAUUUUUGUUUUUUAAGGAUUUUCACCAUGACAGUCCAGUAUUUAUUCAGGCAGCUUUUCUUGCAAUUUCUCUAACUUUCUCGUCGUUGAGAAUCUUUGUUUUCUGUAAGUGGCAUAAGGUGCAGAAUAUUGUCAUACAUUUUCAUACAUAAUCUUGUGAAGAUGUAGUUUUUAUGGGGCUUUUCACUUCAAACUAUAAUACGGUCAAAUGACAUAUAAGAUGAGACAGAAAAUGCAUAUUAAAAGCAGUGUUUCUGGCAAAAUCCACUGAAACAUAAAAUAUAUUGUGCCAUAGGUUCUGAGCUCUAUUAUCAUUCCAGGUCUAUUAACCACAGUACAAUCCAUGCAACAGUAUAUGGUUUGCACUGUAUUUCGUCCCAGUGAUGUUCUUUACACUACUAAAUAUCAUAAGUUAUCAUAUAACACAUUAUUAAUUAACCUUUAGCCUGCUGGCGGCAAGUUAAUCCGUUAAUUAAUCAAGUUAAUUGCGACCAGUGCAGACCAAGAUCAGCCUGCUAGUCAAUCAGUAAGUUUUCAGUAAACACCCCUUCAACUAAUGAAUAGUACUGCCCAAAUUGAAUGAUGGACCAGUCCAUUUUAGAAAUUAAGCAGGCUAAAGGUUAAAUGAGUUCUUAAAUAAAUCACCAGUGCUUAGCUUGUGCUAAAUGACUGGUCUGUAUUUAACUAUAAAUACAAAAUAUUAAAAAUAAAAAGUGAAAAUUUAUUUCUGAUUGUCGUCUAAUUAAACACAUACUGAACGGCUUGCUGGUUUGUUGUCAAACCUAUUGGACCUCAGGCAAGAGUUUUGACUAUUGACUUACAAGCCAUUCAUUAAGUGUAUACUAUAGUUUUGCAAGUGAAAGUGCCCAUAGUAGCAGGUUGCAAUAUCAUCAUGUUAGUUCCAAUAAUCAGGUACAGCAAUUUAUCAGAAUUUAAUCUGUCAGCAAUGUUGCAGUAAAAUAUGAAGGAAUACAAAACUGCUGAAAAUUGUCCUUUCUAGAUACUUGUACCAAAACUCUGGCUGUCAUUUAUCAUUAUUUUUAUUUGCUGAGCUUGUAAACAUUGAAGUUUUGCCAUAAAAGCAAAAGUCAUUUCUAUGAAAAUGUGCAAUACCUACAUCAAAUCAUGAGACAGUUAAACAUAAAUGUAGACAAAUCGUAUGUUAUUUUCAUUUUGAUAUAUCAACAUGUACACCCUGUCCUCGGUUUACUGAUGGUAGGUAGUCAUUUUUAUGCCCCCGGCAUCUGCUGAUGCUGGAGGCAUAUAGUGAUUGUCCUGUCCGUCCGUUCGUUCAUUUGUCCAUCCGUACAAGGUUAACCAAAUGGGACCGUUUCGUCUAGCAUCAAUACUCCUUACUAGAAUGACUUGAUACUAAUGCAGAUGUAACAUGUGACCAUUCCUCAUCUUCAGACAUCACUUGACCUUAGUUUGACCUUGAACUUGACCUCAUUUUGGACUUAGUUUGCUUUGUAUCGACAAGGAUGCCACCGGGGGCAUCAAGCGUUUAUUGAAUGCAACUCCUUGUUAUUAAUCAUCUGUUGUUUCGUAAAGGCUCAGAACACAACUCAAAUAUUUAUUUGAGGUAUGAUUUUUGUGGUCCUCGCCCCCAAGUUUUUUUUGGGGGGUGGGGGGAACUUAGAUUUGCCCUUGUCUGUAUGUCUGUCCAUAUGACUUUGUGUCUCGCUUAUAUGUCAGAAAGUGUUAGACCUAGAGUCAUCCAGCAUCAUAGACGAGUUAUUCAACAUAUGAAGGUGUGCAUCUGGGCUUUUUUUGGGGACUUUACAAAGUAAGACCAGAAUUAUGGCCCAACUUACACCCUAAUAACAGUUCACUUAGUCUUGCAUAGUUAACAAGUAGCAUAUUACUGUACAGUGACAGAAAGUGGGGGCACCAUUGUCCUAAGGACACACAUUAGAUGUAUAUUGAGACUCAAUGUUUAACAGAACAUUAUUUACUGCAAUAGAUUUUUUUCCAUAUUGGCAAACUUUAAGCAUCUUUUUAUUAAUUUCUAUUGUAAAUGCUUAUACCACUUGCCCAUUAUUUAGUAAAGUAAGUGUGAUUUUCAAGAGGACAGUUCUUGCAUUAUUUUGUACUGAUCAGAUCCAAAGAAAUCAUUUAUAAUUAUGGCAGACUAAUUUUUGUGGAUUUUCUGGGAACGACAGCCCUUGAAAUACAAUCCCAACAAAUGAACAAAUUCUCAUUUAUUAUAUCUUUAACAUCUAAAACUCAUCAGUUCAUGUUCAGACAUUCAAAAUAACCAUUUUUUAUAGAAACAACAAAAUUUUAUUUCCACAAAAUUAAAUGAUUUAACAGUAAGCAAAUAUAUGAUUAGAUUAUACCAAACACCUUGAUGACAAAAAAUUCACUUUGAAUUUUGAUAACUUCAGUAUACAUGUACAUGUGUAUUUUCAAGUACAUAGUAUAUAUUAUCCCAUGUAGAAAGGCUUUACUUUAAUCAUGACUAGUAUUCAUUACAUUUUAAGUCUAAAAAUUAGACUUGAUGAAAAAAGGUAUCGUGUAUUCAAAUUGCCAUACUAGUAACUGUAUUGAUAGUGCAUGAAAAGUGCUGAUAUAUUGUAGAGCUUUUUAUACAUUAAAACACUGCUUGUUUGAAUUGGCAAGAGGGUGUGCAAAAGGCUGUAGUAAUCCAGAGUUUUGUGCUGUCUUAACAGAAAAUAUAAGGAAAACAGUGGUGGAGCACAUGAAUUGCACCAGUUAUCCCUCCUUAAGUGAGCAGUGUUUUAAUGUAUUUAAAUAAAAUUUCUGCAGAAUUUGUGACAGUUUAAUGACAGUAGAGCAUUUCAACUGUGUUUGAAUGUUGAAUGCACAGCUUUUGAUUAAUUCACUCUUAGCUUAUUUUAUUAGGAAGAUUUUUACAUGCGAGAGUAAAUUGUGUUAAAAGCAUUGUUUGAUUAUUGCAAAAGCUGCAGUUAAUAAGGUUUGUUAAUUUGCUAUAUGUUUCACUGGUACAUGAAUGUUGUUAUACUUAAAGAAACUUUUCAGAAUGAAAUGUAGAAAAAUAGGUGAACCAGUAUAUGAAUGCUGUAAAACUUACUGUUGAUGUGCAGUAGAAUGGGUAUAUAGGAAUCGUAAUACAAAGAAAUUUUAUACGCAAUAAUGUGCAUAUACAUGAAGAGUGCUAUAUAAAUGUGGUAUGAUAAUUCAAAUCAUGUAAUGUUGAUGUUCAUUUAAUAUGUUGGGUGAAGCAUUACAUAGUUAAGGGCCAUUUAACCUAGACAAAAUGUUGUGCAUACACUUGCUUUUUAUUCAAAUUUCAAUCACAUUUUAAAAGGGAUUCCAGUCAAAGUUCAUGUUGAAACGUGCUGUGCAAAGCAGAGAUUAUAUUAUAGCAUGCUUAUGAUAAAUUGAUGGUCGUUUGUUAUGUUGCAAUCAUUUACUGUUUGAUCCAUCUUUUCUGAAGAAGUUUUUCUUGACUUUUCUUUAAGGAUAAAAUAUUACCAUUCAUAUUACGCAUUAUUCUGAAGAACUUUUAGCUCAACUAUACCAAGUAUAAAAUUAUGGAGAGCUAUCCUACUCACCCCGGUGUCGGCGUCUUUCCGCGUCCCCACCUUGGUAAAUUUUUUACACUUUCUCUUUUCUCCUUAUCUCUGUAAUUAAUUGAUGGGUUUGCUUUGAACUUAAAAUAGUUAUUCCUCAUCAUCAUCCACAUCCUAUGGCACAAGGGCCAUAACUCUCACACCAAUAUUUUUUUGAAUUAUCCCCCCCUUCUUACUUAGAAUUUCAGGUUUUGAUGCACUUUCACCCUAUCUCAGUUAUAACUAAAUGGAUUGAUUCAAACUUAAAAAUAGUUAUUCAACAUCAUCACUCACAUCAUAUGACAGAAGGGCCAUAACUCUUGCACCAAUAUUCAUG
This is a messenger RNA of Mercenaria mercenaria, 7538 nucleotides long. RefSeq names its product ikaros family zinc finger protein-like. Lineage: Eukaryota; Metazoa; Mollusca; Bivalvia; Venerida; Veneridae. Gene Ontology annotation, biological process: regulation of transcription by RNA polymerase II. The coding region runs from base 166 to 3303 and encodes 1045 amino acids. The transcript is spliced from 7 exons. Gene Ontology annotation, cellular component: chromosome. Gene Ontology annotation, molecular function: chromatin insulator sequence binding; DNA-binding transcription factor activity; RNA polymerase II cis-regulatory region sequence-specific DNA binding. The record is from RefSeq and is a predicted model, not a curated record.